AGCGGGGGGAGGAGGAGGAGCGGGAGGAGGAGGAGGAGGAAGGAAAGGGGGGAGAUUGAGAUUACGCCUGUCCCGACUGGUGGAAACCCAGAGGCACCGGUGAUCCGUUCAGAUCUCUCAGCCGAGCUUGUCUGGUGGUGCCAGAGCAGAUAAACGCAGCACCAGAAAUGCUGCUGCUGCGCUGCUGAGAGGAGCAUCAGCCACCCCCACCGGCUCCUGGACUGGUCUGGGAGAGGCAGGAGCAGCAGGCAGAGUAGGAAGCCGAGCUGAGAGGGGGCGGAUGCCCUCUCUACCUACCUCUGAGCCUGCAAAGCCGGGAGACUUAGAAGCUGAGCUCUCCGUCUCCCCACCGCGGCGGCCUCGCAGCCUAAGAGCCCCGGAGCUUUCGUUUCUUCCUCCCGAACUCCCCAUCCCCACUCCUCCCGGCCUCUUCCCGAUCCUCCAGCCAUGACUGUUUCGGUUUUCACCUCAUAAAGAUGGCGGUGUGGGAUCACUGCAACCUUUAGACUCAUGACUGUCAGAAAUAUCGCCUCCAUUUGUAAUAUGGGCACCAAUGCCUCUGCUCUGGAAAAAGACAUUGGGCCAGAGCAAUUUCCAAUCAACGAACACUACUUUGGACUGGUCAAUUUUGGAAACACAUGCUACUGCAACUCCGUCCUGCAAGCCCUGUAUUUUUGCCGGCCAUUUCGGGAAAAUGUGUUGGCAUACAAGGCCCAGCAGAAAAAGAAGGAAAACCUCCUGACUUGCCUAGCAGACCUUUUCCAUAGCAUUGCUACACAGAAGAAGAAAGUUGGAGUGAUUCCACCCAAAAAAUUCAUCUCAAGGUUACGAAAGGAGAACGAUCUCUUUGACAACUACAUGCAGCAAGAUGCCCAUGAGUUUUUAAACUACUUACUGAACACUGUCGCCGACAUUUUGCAGGAGGAGAAGAAGCAGGAAAAGCAAAAUGGCAAACUGAAAAAUGGCAACAUGAACGAAGUAGAAGAGAACAACAAACAAGAACUCACCUGGGUGCAUGAGAUUUUUCAGGGAACACUGACAAAUGAAACAAGAUGUUUGAACUGUGAAACUGUUAGCAGCAAAGAUGAAGAUUUUCUUGAUCUCUCUGUUGAUGUAGAACAGAACACAUCAAUUACUCAUUGUUUAAGAGACUUCAGCAACACAGAAACAUUGUGUAGUGAACAAAAGUACUACUGUGAGACCUGCUGCAGCAAACAAGAGGCACAAAAAAGGAUGAGGGUUAAAAAGCUGCCAAUGAUUCUUGCCUUACAUCUGAAGAGAUUUAAGUAUAUGGAACAGUUACAUCGGUACACCAAGCUCUCUUACCGUGUGGUGUUUCCUCUGGAGCUACGUCUCUUCAACACAUCUGGGGAUGCUAUCAAUUUGGAUCGCAUGUAUGACUUGGUGGCUGUGGUAGUUCACUGCGGCAGCGGACCUAAUCGUGGACAUUAUAUUACCAUUGUGAAAAGUCAUGGCUUUUGGCUAUUGUUUGAUGAUGACAUUGUAGAGAAAAUUGAUGCACAGGCUAUUGAAGAAUUCUAUGGUCUGACUUCUGAUAUAUCUAAAAAUUCAGAAUCUGGAUAUAUUUUAUUUUAUCAAUCAAGAGAAUGACUGAGAAGACUGUGACUUUUUCCACCCCAAGAAGAGAAACUGACCCACACUGUUAACUGACUUCCAUGUAGACCCAUGCAAUACAGUCUGACAGUGAUAAGCUCAUGUCUGAAUUGUGGACUGAAACUCUCCAUCUUUGACUGGAAGAUUUUUUUUCUUUAGUAUGACUCUCAUUAACUGCAGCAAGAACAAAUUUAUACAACUCAUGUUCAUCUAUUGAAUCUUGCUGAACUGAGGUAUAAUGUUUCAUAAUGAUGUUUCCACCACCACUAAGGACCAAUUUUUUGCUGUUUCUAAAGAACCAUUCCUUUAGACUAGUGAUUGUCAAACAGUAUUUUGAGGAACCCUGGGAUUCCUUAGAUGCUUAUCAGAGGCCCUCAAUGUGAAGAUCAAUAGUAAGGAUAGACAUCCAUCCCUUAAUGAUAGCUUUCCUGCAACUGCUGAUCUUCACCUGUAAGAGGCAGCUGUGGGGAGUCCUGGUGGAGUUCUAGGAUGCAUUCUCGCAGUUCACAUAGGGUGAGCCCCAGCUAACCUGCCAACACUCCAUAUGAAAUGUGCAUCUUUGAGCACUCUGGAAGCCCCUGCCAUAUGCAGGUUCUGUGGCGAAUGCACAAGGGUUCCUAGGCGGAACAAUCAAUGUGAAAAAGGUUCCCUUAAGAUAGAAAGGUUGCUAAACUGCUGCUUUAUGUGACUCAUAUUCAUGGAUCUACAGUCCAACCCCAGUUCCACCAGCUUGCUCUCUCUCUCUCUCUCUCUCUCUCUCUCUCUCUCUCUGUGUGUGUGUGUGUGUGUGUGUGUGUGUGUGUGUCUGUCUCUCUCUGUCUGUCUGUCUGUCUCUCUCUCUCUCACUCUCUCUCACUCUGUGUGUGUGUGUGUAUAAUGUGUGUAUAUAUGUAUAUAUCUGUUGGAACUGGAGUUGGAUUGUAGAUUAUGUCACAUGGUAGUCAUCAGUUAGAAAACUAUUCUCUCAUUCUUUUAAGCUUUGGGUUAUUAAACAAUGUCAAAUUGGCAACCUCAAGAUGCAAAUUCACUCAAAGGGAUUUUCAAUCCCAUUUCAACCAAAUCGUACCACAUGUCUAGUCUUCCUGUUUAUCGUGGGACAGCACAGAUGAGCCAAACUGGUCCUUUGGAUUCCCACAUUGUAAAAGGAUUUUGCACUGAAAAGGGGGGGGGAGGUGUUCCUCUGUGUUACUUUCACUGUAUAAUGAGUGAUAGUAUCUUUUUAUCCCAAAGAAAUACUAUAAAAUUCUCUCUUACCUGAGUUUGCACAUGUCUAAGUAUCAUGCAUGCAAGCAAGUAUUUGUUGUACAAUCCAAUUAAGCAAUAGCGGCCAUGAUCCAAAACUCCAUAGGACUCCGGCACAGAGCUCUUCCUGGUGUUAAGGAAUGCAUCAUGUGCACGGUAAAGAUCCUGUGUGCAGAUCAGAAUCCCUGGAUUUAAGUGAAUACCUGUCAUGUUGCUGAGUCCUGCAAAGCUUUAGACUUUGACAGAUUGCAUUGACUGCACUGAGAGACAAAUUACACUGCACUGUACAGGAAUGGAAAACAGCAUCUUUAUAGUCAUAUAUACUAAAAGCCAGUUUGGGGGUUUCAUAUAUUUUGUCUCACACUAGUGUGAAGAAGACAUGGGACCUAGAAUAAACAAGAUAGGCUCAAAUUUCAACUACUCCCGCUAAGUACAAUGGUACAAAGAAAACUGGCUGAAAUUGGCAAGGCUGUUGGGUAAAGUACAAAGCUGCUAACCCAAGAGAAAGCUUCGUGGCGAUGCAGGGCUGAUAAAACAUUGAAGGGUUGAUAAAACAUUGUAAUAAUGGCUCUCAUUCAGUUCUAUGGGACAUAAAACCUACUUUCCUCCAAAUUCAGAAGUCAUCAGAAUUAAGAGUCAGGUUUAGUCCUUACCCCAAUGAUGUUCCUCCUUUAUUUUCUACCCUAUAUGUCAGGAGUGGUGAAUCUGUGGCCCUCCAGAGGAUGGUAGACUGUUGAACUACAUCUCCCAUCAUCUCUUACUUUGGACCACUCUGGAUGAGGCUGAUGAGUGUUGGAGUCCAACAACAUCUGGAGGGCCACUGAUUCCCCACCCUUGGUAUAAGUGAAUGGUUAAUACUCACAGCUAGAGGGGUAAGUAAGGUGCUGUUCUUGAAAAUACCAUAGCAUGGAUGGCCAAAUGUGCCCUCCGGCCCUAGCACUGGGUGGCCAGGCUUCCAUGGAGUGAGACUCCCAUUUGAGGUCAUAUGUGUCUCUGCAAACCACCAGCAGUAUACAAAUCUCUUCAGCCCUUUUUCCCAUCACACUGACAGGCAUUUGGCUUGUUGUGUAAUAAUGAAGCACAUUGGCCCUACAGCAAUUAACAAUGACCAGCAUCAAGAGCCAUGAUUACUGACAAGCACGAAUUUGUGUUUUAAGACUAUCUAAAUGUCUUCAGUUGUUACAAUAUGAUAACUGCACUCUAGCUAAUCAGUGGCUGCUAAAAAUGUUAGUGCAUAAGUAAUUUUGAAUGUAAAUAUCAGAGGGGGAACGGGACGGAUCUCUACUUUGCUGAAUUUGUAGAUCUAGAAUUGCAGAGUUGGAUUGUCUUGACACUUGCAAAGUGCAGUGCAUGGUUUUCUAAUGCCAGGUUUUAAUCCAAGCAAAAUAAAAGGCACAUCGCAUAAUCCUGUAGGAUAUUCACCUUUACAGUAAAAUAAAAGAAUAGGAAUUGUGCAAGAGCUAUUUCAUGCUGGGAUGUUCCCGAACUUUAUGUGGAUAUGAGUAUGACUUCAAGUGAGGAAAUUCCAGGAGAGAUACACAGCAUUUAUUUCUAUUUUAAAAACAAAAAAUGUCUGUAUUUAUUAGGCAAGAGUCCCUUUUAGUACUUUCUGAAUAGAGAUCUAAUUACAA
This is a messenger RNA of Rhineura floridana, 4487 nucleotides long. RefSeq names its product ubiquitin specific peptidase 46 (gene USP46). The transcript is spliced from 9 exons. The record is from RefSeq and is a predicted model, not a curated record. Gene Ontology annotation, molecular function: cysteine-type deubiquitinase activity; cysteine-type endopeptidase activity. Gene Ontology annotation, biological process: protein deubiquitination. Bases 511 to 1611 code for a protein of 366 amino acids. Lineage: Eukaryota; Metazoa; Chordata; Lepidosauria; Squamata; Rhineuridae. Gene Ontology annotation, cellular component: nucleus; cytosol.